Pangasianodon hypophthalmus (striped catfish) is the source of this 998-nucleotide messenger RNA. RefSeq names its product CD209 antigen-like protein C. Bases 81 to 788 code for a protein of 235 amino acids. Gene Ontology annotation, molecular function: D-mannose binding; fucose binding. The record is from RefSeq and is a predicted model, not a curated record. Gene Ontology annotation, biological process: biological process involved in interspecies interaction between organisms. The transcript has 5 exons. NCBI's taxonomy places the organism in Eukaryota, Metazoa, Chordata, Actinopteri, Siluriformes, Pangasiidae. Gene Ontology annotation, cellular component: external side of plasma membrane.
ACAAACCCACAUGUCAUCAACAAUCUCUAUAGGAGAAUAUACUCACUUCACUAUAACACAGGGUUACUGCAGAGAGCAGAAUGGACACGAGUUUAGAUAUAUAUGAGGAUUCAUUGGAAUGUCAAUACGUAAAUUGGAAGAAAUCGAGCAAUCCCAGGAAAAUAAGCAACCAGGGUCCUCAACGCUCAGGAGAUGAUAAUGCAAGGAGCAGACGUUCCAGAUGUGUGUCCGCAGUGUGUGUAGCGCUGCUGUGUGUUCUCCUGCUGAGCGUCAUUAUAGUGUUGACGGUGAAACUCAACAGCGUGACAAGAGAAAGAGACCAGUUGCAGAUCAGUUAUGACAAUAUGACUGCAGAGAGAGAUCAGCUACACACUGAGAGAGAUGGACUCCAGAUGAUGUUGAAUAAUUCCAUACAGCAGUGUCAGAGGUAUUUCAUGACAACAGAGAAGAAGAGCUGGAAUGAUGCUAGACAGGACUGCAGGUCGAAAGGAGCCGACCUUGCGAUCAUCACCAGCCGAGAAGACCAGGAAUUCCUCAGUAAAAUUUUCAAGGGUACUGAGGCUUGGAUUGGUUUGAUUGACAUUGCUGAAGAAGGGAUGUGGAAGUGGGUGGACGGCACAACACUGACCAAUGGGUUCUGGUGGGAUGAGGAACCUAAUGACUACAAUAAUGAUGAGGACUGUGCUGUAACUGGCAGCAAAUUUGCUAAAGCUGAGAUCAGGACGUGGGCUGAUUAUCCCUGUAACAUUCCUGUAUUAGCGAUUUGCCAGAUGAGCUCAAAUAACUAGAGCACAAAUCAGAAUAUUCAUUUUUAAUACAUCGAUAAAGUCUGUAUUUUGUUAAGCUGUUUGCUGCAAAUCCAACAUCACAUUUGAUGACUAUGUAAAAUUAAUAAAAAAUUAUUCCACUGCUAUUCUGACCGAUCAGACUUCCUGUGUAUCAGUUACAUCAUCAUCAUGCAUUACUUUUUUAAUUUCUGUGCUUUUUGCUUGUAUUUC